Humulus lupulus (European hop) is the source of this 822-nucleotide messenger RNA. RefSeq names its product MLP-like protein 43. Gene Ontology annotation, biological process: defense response. The transcript has 2 exons. The record is from RefSeq and is a predicted model, not a curated record. Bases 61 to 531 code for a protein of 156 amino acids. NCBI's taxonomy places the organism in Eukaryota, Viridiplantae, Streptophyta, Magnoliopsida, Rosales, Cannabaceae.
CAUUUUCUCAAAACUAGAUCUAAACAUUUGGUUUAUAUACAGUAAUUAUUUGGAAGAAAUAUGUCGUCCUCGACUGAGCUGUGUGGAAAGCUGGAGACAAAUGUAGAAAUCAAAGCUCCAGCUGAGAAGUUCUACCAUAUUUUCAAGCACACUCCCCACAAUGUUCAUAAUCACACUGAAAACUUUCAUGGUUGUGAAUUACAUGAAGGUGAGUGGGGUACUGAGGGAUCCAUCAUUUGCUGGGAUUACUUUCAUGAUGGGAAGAAAAGGGUAUCUAAACAAAUAGUAGAAGCUAUAGAUGAUGAGAAGAUUUCGAUCACUUUCAAAUGUAUUGAAGGUGACCUUAUGGAGCAUUAUAAGAACUUCAAAAUAAUACUUGUAGUGACUCCUAAAGCUGAGGGUGAAGGCAGCAUUGUGCAUUGGUGUUUCGAUUAUGAGAAGCACCAUGAUGAGAUUAUAGACCCACACACAUUGAUUGAGCUGGCAAAUGAGGUCACCAAUGAUCUCGCGAGUCACCUUGCUCAGGCAUAAAAAGAAAACAAGCUUAAUAUGUGUGCGUGCAUUGGUUGAGCUUGCAGUUGUUACUAUACAUAUAUAAUAAUUUACACUCAUGAAUAUGAUAUAUAUGAGUGUAAGGAUUGUAAAAGUACGUAUCCUACUGUCGCUUUUAUGAUUAUUGUGUGUGCGCUUUUCUGGAUUUUACAAUAAUCGCCAUUUUCAAUAGCCCAAGUAUAUUAUAUAUUUGGGCCAUUGUCUAUAAUCCAUGUCCUUGUAUAUUAUUUGGUGUGAAGUAUAUGGGUUUCACUUUUCACUUUGGCGAUA